This is a messenger RNA of Mauremys mutica (yellowpond turtle), 4584 nucleotides long. Its product is annotated as arylamine N-acetyltransferase, pineal gland isozyme NAT-3-like. Gene Ontology annotation, molecular function: acetyltransferase activity. The record is from RefSeq and is a predicted model, not a curated record. The transcript is spliced from 4 exons. The coding region runs from base 1559 to 2587 and encodes 342 amino acids. Lineage: Eukaryota; Metazoa; Chordata; Testudines; Geoemydidae.
CUCUCCCUCUGGAUACAUCUUGCAGUCCCCACUGGCAGACGGAAGAUUUGGCCACCGGAAGGCUGCUGCUGUGUCACUUGAGAGCCACACUCGGCUUUGAUCAUUAUCAAGGGUUGGAGGUGAGGAAGUUGACCCUUCAGGAGUACUGCUAAAGGAAGUGGGAAGAGCUUUCUGGAUCCAGAACAACACGAUUCUUUGCUCAGGAUUUUCAGAGGUCUUUUCAAAUACAAACAGUUUCUACAGCACAAGUCUGAAGUCCCAUAGCUAACCCUGAGGCAUAUAGGAACCAUCAGGAUCAGAAUGGUAAGUACUCACACGGGUUAUAAGUACAUUAAAAAAAGUAAAUUGUGUCCAGUCAUAUUCUGGGUCUGAGAAAUUGACACAUUCAAAAUCUGGGCUAUCAAGUUCCCCACCGAGGCUCUUUUUUAAAAAAAAAUUUGAUAGUUCCUUGCACAUCAACUCAACCUCAAAACUACUGGUAAUAGCUCAACCAAAGGCAAGUGUUUAGGUCUGAGUUCCUUUGCCAGACCUGAAGACAAGCUCUGUAUAGCUGGAAAGCUUGUCUGUUUCACUAACAGAAAUUGGUCCAAUAAAGAUAUUACCUCACCUCUCUCUAAUAUGCUGGGACCAACGUGGCUACAACACCACUAGAGACAAUUUUCUUUUCUGUAAACUUUAUAUUUGGAAUAGUUUUCUGAUCCCUAAUAAUGUUUUUUUUACAGCGCCUUUGACAUAAGCCUAUCAGAGUGCACAAGAAUUUCAUCAGUCUGUUACGUUUGAAGACCAAGUAAAAUUAUAGUGACAUCUAGUGACCAUUAAGAUUUCACAGUGGUACCAGCAGUAGCAGUAGAAUAUGUUGCCGGUAGAGAACAUUUUAAUCACACAGUAUUCAGAAUUUGAUUAUUAAAAUCGGUAAGAGAAUGAAUUAAAAUGCUGAUGGAUGUAAUAACGUGACCAACCCUAUAAUUUAUUGAAAAUAGGCUUGCAAAUUCUUAAGAAUGCAAAGAAUGAUUACAAGCAGGCCUGGUUAAUAUGAAUGCAUCUAAAACAACAUGUUUUUUCAGCCUGAAAUACAGGAGAAUGUGGUUAAUAGAGAGUUCUCUGUGGUCAGAGAAACACCAGAUCACCUGCCUAUCCCCAAUAAGAGAAAUUGGAGAAAUUUAACGUAGCAAAGAUUUGCAAUUGCCCAUUUAUUAAAUGUAUCUGUAUAAAUAGCUAGAGCUGUACAAUUUAAUGUGAAGACAAAUAUCAAUGUAUAGAACAGUUUCAUGGUCUCUAUAAUGCCAGGUUGUUAAAAAUAGUGAUUGCGCUUUAAUUCCCCCAAACUGCAUGUCAGUUUGAAAUCCCAGGCAGGAGAGUACUCUCCCUGGAUCUUGGGCUGAGAAGACCUGCACUAGGACACACAUGGCAGUGACAAAGUCUGAACUUGGACCUCUUGGGACUCAUAAGACUCAGCUGUCUCCUUCUGCAUUGAGCCAGGGGUGCUUGCUGUCAUUUUAACCCCCCAAGGGGGUAGAAUAGCAUCCUGUUUAAGACCCACAGUAGUGACUGAAUCCUAAUGCCUUCACAGGGGCUGCCACAGACCUGCUCUGCCAUCCCUCAUCCACCCAAACUGCUCGGAGGGCAAUUGAACUUUCAGGCAUUCAGGGCAUGUAGGACUGGAUCAUCCUUAGCAAGGAAUCAGAGAGUGCUCUGUCCGCUUCAGAGUGGUAACAUGAACAUCACAGAAUAUUUCACCAGAAUUUCUUAUAAUGGCUCCUACAAAAACCCGGAUUUGGAGACCUUGACUGCAAUAUUCCAGCAUCACAUCAGGGCUGUUCCUUUUGAAAACCUCAGCAUCCACUGCGGGGAAACCAUCAAGUUAGACUUAGAACCAGUUUAUGACAAAAUAGUGAGGAAGAAACGCGGUGGCUGGUGCAUGGAAAACAAUCAUCUCUUAUACUGGGUUCUGAAAACGCUGGGAUAUGACACCACCAUUAUAGGAGCAAAAGUUUACAGCCCAGAAGAAAAUGCAUAUAAUCAUCAUAUUAAUCACCUUCUGCUAAAGGUGGUCCUGGAUGGGAAAGCCUACAUAGUGGACGGCGGCUUUGGACUGGUCUAUCAAAUGUGGCAGCCAAUGGAGCUGAUUUCUGGGAAAGACCAGUCCCAGGUUCCCGGCAUCUUUCGCUUCACGGAAGACAAUGGGAUUUGGUACUUUGAGAAAAUCAAAAGGAAGCAAUACAAUCCCAACCAAAGCUUCUCUAAUUCCAAUAAUCUGGAAAAAAAUGCAUGUAAGAAAGUGUACCUGUUUACCCUUGAGCCAAGAGAGAUAGAAGAUUUCAGGCCCCAGAAUGUGUAUCUCCAGACAUCUCCAGAUUCUCUGUUCGUAACAAAGUCCAUCUGCAGCCUUCAGACCACUGAUGGCCUUUGGGCUUUAGUUGGGUGGAAACUCACCAAGGUUAAAUACAAUUACAAGGAGAACAUGGAUAUGGUGGAAAUCACAACACUUACAGAUGAGGAGGUGGAAAAAACAGUGAAAGACAAAUUCAGAAUAAUGUUAGAUCAUAAACUCAUCCCAGUUAACAGCAGCGGAUUGUCUAUGGUUUAGUUUAUUGGCCAGAAUAUAAUUUGCUACAGCUACGUCAAAUAGAAUCUCUUUCCCAGCAUCCAAUUAUUGCAAAAAAUGAAGGGCUAGGCUGUCACUUUCUACCUCACAUAGAACAAGGGGUGGCAUGUAGCAGUGCUACCCCAGCAAAGAAAUUGUGACUCUUGGAGCUACAAUUUCUUCCCUGCUUCUCCCCUGGCUUCAGCUGAUAAAUUAAGUUGUCCAGGUUUAUGCCAGUAGCAGAGUACUUUCCACUCUGUGUGGGCUCCACUGCGCCGGCUGGUACAUGGGGUGGGGUUGGGUGUUUGGGCUGGAGGCAAGUUUCUGCUCCGUCCCUGCUUCUUUAACCCCGUGGAGCUGCCCUUUCCAGAAGGCAAAGUGAGGAGGUCAUGCAAGGAAUCCCCUUAUGCCUUCUUGCUCCCCUGCACUGCCAUGUAGAGCAAAACAGACUCAGGCUCUAAAGAAAUGCUACAUUACAGCUGAAAUUUAAUAGCCAGAGAUGCUAGGACAUUCAGAGCUCAGGUUGUCACAGUCACCCUAGGUCUACUCUCUUUUGCAAUUGCAUUAGGAAAAGGGUCUUUCAUUAUGUAGUCACCUAGCUGCACACCUGUGAUAUACCGGGAUUAAUACUUAUGGCCUGACUAUUUGCAGCUAUCAAAAUUGCCAUGGAUGAACACAACUGCAGCACUGGGUGGGAAUUUCCUGCCCCAUUUGUGGCUCCUCACAUAACCUGCAGCAGCUCCAUAAUAUAACCCCAAAGGGGCAAUUCUAGGGAACAAUUUUUGAUGCACGGACCAAAUAUUUUUGCAUUUAUAAUCCUGACCCAGCCAUGGUAUCUCUGCAACCCACCAUCCCCUUGAAAUGCAUAUGAUUUCUACUCAUCAUAUUAUUGCAUACCAAUGACUUUUACUCUCCUUUAGGAGGCACUUGGUCAUUUCUUUCUAAUCAAUCUACCAAUUGGUCCGACACUCAUCACUGAGACUUGGGAAGGGCUGUUAUUCCCCUGCCCAGAACAACUAAACAUUCAUAAAGACCGUUCUGUUUGUCAUUAUUUGUACGUUCAGAAAUAUUUUAUGAAGACCAGCCUUGUACAAUAAAAUAUCUGAGGCCCAUUUUGUUGUGUGAUGUGCGUGGUUGUAGCCAUUGUAUGCACUGGUUAAUAAUGGGCUGCGGGCUUACAAAAUCUUAGUCAUACACAGAGUUGAUACAUGAGUUAAUGGGAUUGCUUCCAUAUGUGAGGGGCACAGGAAGUGACCCGUGUUCUGUUGGUUUUAUUGACCAAGAGCCCAGAUUCCUUUUCACGUAAAAAGUCAUUUAAUAUUCUGGUUGUUGAUGAUGAAUUAUUAAAAAGAAGCUUUUGCAUUAAAAUCAAGCUUCGUAUCAGUUUACUACCAGAUAGGGCCUCUAUCAGGAGAUUGUAUCCUUUCCUUCAAGGGGAAUUGACUUACUCAGCUAAUAGGUAUUUUUCCAUCCAUCCAUCGGUGGUGUCAUUUGAAAAAUAUGAUUAAAAUGCUGAGCAGUCACAAAAAAUGGGCUGACAUCAGUUAAAUGUGGUUAAAGGAACAGAAAUGUGAAGUGUUCCAUGUAGACAGAAUAACUUCCCACUGCACCAUCCACUGCGACAUUCGAGUGCUCCCAGACUUUCACAUGGCAAAUUCAGUCAGCCUGCACAUGCGCGGUGGUUCUUUAUAACUGCUCAUGCCUUCCCUCUUCCUGCCACAAGAGGAAAUGAAAUUCUAAAGCAAGAACAUACAGUGAAUCACCAUAGAAACAGGGUCAUCGCAGGGUGUCCCGAUCUUCAAAUGAAAUUCUUGCAGGGUCUAGCUAGCAACAUGGGUGUCCCAUCACAAAUCAUAAUAUUAGAGACAUCUACUCUAGCUAUCCUAAGUAUGUAUAUCACCCUCAUUACUGUCAUAUCUUUAAUGUAUUUAUCCUUACAAGCAUCCGAUAGCUAGGAACGCACUAUUAUCCCUAUUUUACAGAGGAGGAAGUGAGGUGGG